This is a messenger RNA of Micromonas commoda, 1208 nucleotides long. Its product is annotated as carbohydrate-binding module family 20 protein. The record is from RefSeq and is a predicted model, not a curated record. The coding region runs from base 198 to 1100 and encodes 300 amino acids. Gene Ontology annotation, cellular component: membrane. Lineage: Eukaryota; Viridiplantae; Chlorophyta; Mamiellophyceae; Mamiellales; Mamiellaceae. Gene Ontology annotation, molecular function: starch binding. The transcript has a single exon.
CGCGCGCCUCUCGACACCGUCGACGAAACCCGCGUCAAGCAGCCGACAGACCUCGUCGACUGCCUCAUCCGACCUCCCGGAUCUCGUGCGUCCCGCGCACGCGUUCACCGAGCGCCGUCGCGCCCGCGAACCUUCCUCAUCUUUCUUCACGGACCCGGAAAAGCUUCCGGCUGCAUUCCGCCACGGCUACUUGCAAGAUGCUCGCCGCCAACGUCGCGACGACGCCCGCGCGCCUCUCCGCGCGACGCGGGUCCGUCGUGGGUAAUCGUUGCGCGUCGCUCACAGCGGCGCGCGUGCCCGUUUUGACCCGCGCGCCCCGUUCGCGCGCGCUCAUCGUCCAGUCUAGCAACGACUGGCCAGCCCCAGCCUUGGUUCAGGGUCCCCCGGGGCUCGACCGCCAAGUGGCGCAACACCAGGGCGGCGGAAGCCUGGAGCGCGAGCGCAUGGAGAUCAUGGAGAAGGCGGCCAAGCUCGCGAACAUCAACCCCAACGAUCCGAAGUCGCUCGAGGCGAUCGGUUCCAAGGUGCAGUGCCGCGUCCAGUUCAGGAUCGGCUACCAGACCCAGGUUGGCGAGGAUUUGUUCAUUGUGGGCUCGCACAAGAAGAUGGGGGAGUGGAAUCAGCACCACGCGCUGCCCAUGCAGUGGUCGGACGGGGGUAACUGGUUCACGGAUCUGGAGCUUCCCGCCGGAGGCGUGGUGUUUUACAAGUACGUGGUGAAGCAGGCGAACGGUGCGUACAGGUGGCAGGAGGGGGCGAACAACCUGCUCGUGCUACCCGACGAGUGGGACAUCCCGAGGGAUUCCAUGUUUGUGGUGGACGACAACUUCAGCGGCCUCAGCCGGAGCUCGCAGAACAUGCUCGCGUCCAAGGUCAUCUCCUACGAGAAGGAGAUCGUGCAGCUCCGUUUGGAGACGGUCAAGGCGAAGGAGAUGACGAAGGCGUCGCUGAAGGAGCUCCUGCUCACGAGGGAGGAGCUGGAGGAGGCCAACUCGAAGCUCGACCACUACGAGAGAAACGUCGCAACCGUCAUCGCGUCGAUGCAGCACCAGCAGGACGAGGCUAACAGCGGGGCUCGAUACGGAGAGAACGCGCGCUGAGGAGGUGGAGACGUGAGACGACUAGAAACCCAUUUGUUUUCAAGCGCCAACGGCAGAAUAUCGCCGCUCGCGCCUUGUCCUUUGUAAUACAGCAGACACAAUCAAGUC